This is a messenger RNA of Pelagomonas calceolata, 1194 nucleotides long. NCBI's taxonomy places the organism in Eukaryota, Pelagophyceae, Pelagomonadales, Pelagomonadaceae. The record is from the annotation of a GenBank genome assembly.
CAAGCAAAAGAGGCGCGAGUGAGUUAGCCGCUGUCUACGAGCUUGUAGAUGCGCCAGCGACGUUGGCAAGCCACGCUGUCGCAUCGCUGCAAGGGCUGAUCGAAGCGUUCAAAUCCGUGCGGCUCGCGCUGCCACUCUGCCGGCUAAACAGAGGCCAGGCGAAUUGCCAGCGCCGGCCGCGCUGAAGCCGCUGCGCGCGCGAGCCCGCCGGCGCAGCAGUGAGCCGCCGCGACCAAGCAACAAACGAUGCCGCUCGACCUCGACCGCUGCAUCGCGCAGUUAAAGGAGUGCGAGACGCUCACGGAGAACGAGGUGCUGGAGCUCUGUGACCUGGCGAAGGAGAUUCUGGUGGAAGAGUCGAACGUCCAGCGGGUGGAUGCGCCAGUUACUAUUUGUGGCGACAUUCACGGCCAAUUUUACGACUUGAUCGAGUUAUUUCGGGUCGGCGGGGCCUGUCCGGAACGGAAUUAUUUAUUUUUGGGUGAUUUCGUGGAUCGCGGGCAUUAUUCCGUGGAGACCUUUCUUUUACUGCUAGCUCUCAAAGCUAGAUAUCCGGACCGCAUCACGUUGAUCCGAGGCAAUCAUGAGUCGAGACAAAUAACCCAGGUGUAUGGGUUUUACGACGAAUGUCAGAGAAAAUAUGGAAGUGUAAAUGUCUGGAAAUAUUGCACGGAAGUGUUUGACUUCCUAUCACUGUCGGCUAUUGUAGAUGACCAGGUCUUCUGCGUGCAUGGCGGUCUGUCGCCAUCCGUGAACACCUUAGAUCAAGUCCGAACGAUCGACCGGAAGCAGGAGGUGCCGCACGACGGCGCGAUGUGCGACUUGAUGUGGAGCGAUCCGGAAGAGAUCUCCGGGUGGGGUUUGUCCCCGAGAGGCGCGGGCUACUUGUUUGGGGGAGAUGUGGUCGAGAAGUUCAACGAGGUGAACGCGCUGAAGCUCAUCGCGCGGGCGCAUCAGCUGGUCAUGGAGGGCUACAAGCCCUUAUUUGACGAAACGCUCGUCACGGUCUGGAGCGCGCCGAACUAUUGUUAUCGGUGCGGGAAUGUUGCUGCCAUAUUGGAGCUGGACGGGGAGCUGGCGCGAACAUACAGAAUCUUCGAGGCGGCGCCGCAAGAGUCAAGAGGCGUCCCUCAAAAAAGCCCGGCGCCGGAGUACUUCCUCUGAGCCUUGUUUUUUCUUUCGGUGUAAGUAGCG